AAAUUCACUCACACUCUUCAAGCAAAAGCGCAGCCAAACGAGAGGAAAAUGGAUGAAUACGCGCAGCAUUUUUAGGUAUGGCUGCCGGGCGCGAUCGCUAGGCCGGCGCUGGAGGAGAUUUGCGCAGCGGGAGCGAAUCGAUCGGAGCGGCAGCUACUCCGAUUGGUUGCGCGGUCCAAGUUCGCGGCGCUGGCCAGGAAUUCCAGGUUAGGGUUUGGAGAUCGGGAGCUCAGCGGUUCUAGAUGCACAUGUUGAGGGGAUCCGGCCGUGGAAAAUGGGAGGUUUGUGCUCGAAGACUGUGCCCGAGGAUUCCAGUGGCUCAUCAGAGGGUACCAGGCCAAACUUUAAGCGGCAGCUCUCAAAGCCUUCGCAGCAACCAAAUGGAGUGAAUGGGAUCUAUGCGGCAGGGAAGGCUCCCGCUCCCGAUCCCUCUACCUCGGUCGACAAAGUUGCUAGCUCCUCGCCAGAGACGGAUGAUACCAAGGACGAUGAGGAGGACAAGAGCGAACGGAUCAAAUUGUCCAGAGUACUUUCUCACAAGGCUCGGAAUGCGAAGUCGAUCCUUGGGAGAGCUGGGACAGCUGGCCUGGACAAGGCGGUGGUGAUGCUGGAUACGUUUGGGAGCAGCAUCACAACCACGAUUGGGAGUGGCUUUGCUGCUGGAGUGGCACCCAAGGGGAACAAGAUUGGAAUUCUAGCGUUCGAGGUUGCAAACACCGUGGUCAAAGGAUAUAGUUUGAAGCAGUCUUUGUCAGAGGAAAGCCUCCAGCUGCUCAAGAAGGAAAUUCUUCCCUCUGAAGGGGUCCAGCGGCUCGUGUCUAAAGAUCUCGAUGAGCUCUGGCGAAUUGCUGCCUCUGAUAAAAGGCAUGAGCUCAAAGUGUUCGCUAGUGAGGUUGUUCGUUUUGGAAACCACUGCCGAGCACCGGAGUGGCAUCAACUCGAUCGUCUAAUCAACAGACUGGGAACGGAAGUACAAAUUCCCAGGCAGUCACCGGAGCACGCAGAGCAAGAAAUGCAAGAGCUUAUGACUCUAGCACAGAACACAGCAGAGCUAUACCAUGAACUCCAUGCGUUGGAUAGAUACGACAACGACGUUCGGCGGAAGAUCGAAGAAAACGAGUUGUCUUCUAAUCCUCACAAAGGGGAGAGCUUAGCAAUGCUAAAAAGUGAUUUUAAAUGCCAGCAAAAGCACGUAAAGCUAUUGCAGAAAAAGUCCCUCUGGUCAAAAAUCAUGGAAGAGCUAAUGGAGAAACUGCUAGAUAUAGUGUAUUUUCUUCAUCAACAAAUCGCUGAUGCAUUUGGCGAGUAUGAUGAAGAGCAAUCGAUGAAGCUUUCAAGCGUUCCGAGAUUGGGAGCUCUUGGCCUGGCCUUACAUUAUGCUAAUAUAAUAAACCAAAUCGACACUCUGGUCUCCCGACCAAGUUCUAUUCCUCCAAACACGCGCGAUAAUCUGUAUCAAGGUCUUCCUCCUUCUAUCAAAAUGUCCUUGAGAAGUGCCCUCUACGCGGCUGCUAACUCAAACAAAGAAGAGCUCACAGCGUCCCAGAUCAAAGAAGAAAUGGAAAAAAUACUGGUAUGGAUGGUACCAAUCGCAUCGAACACAACAAAAGCGCACCAUGGAUUCGGGUGGGUUGGAGAAUGGGCUAGUGCUGGAUCUUCCAUCGAUCGGAAACCAUACGUCCAGGAAAUCAGCUUGAUCCAAACACUUCAUCACGCGGAUCAAGAAGUGACCGAGAAGUAUAUAUUAGACCUCCUGGUUUGGCUGAACCUCCUGAUAAGCCGAGCCAAGAGUAACCUCAACGGCCAUAACAGGUCCCCGCACAAGUCUCCCUUCCGCUCGCCAGUGAAGAAGACGAUUGUGCUGAAUCCAUCGCCGCCGCCAGCAACGAGCUCCCGCGAGCUGUCCAAGGAGGACCAAGAGAUGCUAACCGGAGCAGUGCUGAGGAGGCUGACACCGGGCAUAAGCAAGAGCCAGGAGUUCACGAAGAAGCCGAAGGUUCUGAGCACGAGACUGAGCAAGAGUCACAGCCAUUCUCCGCUACCAUGCACGGUUAAGCCCGAGACUUCGACUCCAUUCACUUCCAGGCGAUCACUCCGCCCGCUGGAGCUGGAACUCGAGAGGAUCAGAGCUCUGGACAAGAUUGACAGGGUCGACACUCUUACAGGAGCUCCCGCCGCUGCUACUGCUUGAGUCGAGAGGAAGCUAAUCGGACAAGGAGAAGCUCGAAAAGCUCGAAACCUCGCAACCUCGAAAGCUUGAAAGCUCUUAAAAGCUCGCAACCUCGGGAAGUCUUCACAGGAGGUAAGAAAAGAAAAGAAGAGAGAGAGAGAGAGAGAGAGAGAGAGAGAUCGUGUAAGGCGAGGCAAGGAAGAGAGUAAGUAGAAGAAAAGAACUACAUAGUAAAGAAACGUGGACUGGCAAUGGUGUAUAUUAUGUCGAAAGUUUUGCAUAACGAUAGAUUCAAAUCAAAGUUCUAUGGUCCAA
This is a messenger RNA of Selaginella moellendorffii, 2485 nucleotides long. RefSeq lists its product as uncharacterized. Lineage: Eukaryota; Viridiplantae; Streptophyta; Lycopodiopsida; Selaginellales; Selaginellaceae. The transcript is spliced from 11 exons. The record is from RefSeq and is a predicted model, not a curated record. The coding region runs from base 275 to 2191 and encodes 638 amino acids. Gene Ontology annotation, biological process: positive regulation of growth.